Ustilago hordei is the source of this 1434-nucleotide messenger RNA. RefSeq names its product putative DUG1 - Cys-Gly metallo-di-peptidase. The record is from RefSeq and is a predicted model, not a curated record. Gene Ontology annotation, molecular function: metallodipeptidase activity. The transcript has a single exon. Gene Ontology annotation, biological process: proteolysis. NCBI's taxonomy places the organism in Eukaryota, Fungi, Basidiomycota, Ustilaginomycetes, Ustilaginales, Ustilaginaceae. Bases 1 to 1434 code for a protein of 477 amino acids.
AUGGCUACCGCAGAGCAGAAAACGUUCAUCUCGCAGAUCGACGCCAACAAGGCUGGUCUGAUCAACCGUCUCGCCGAGGCCGUCUCUAUCCCUUCGGUCUCUGGCGAUGCUGCUUACCGCAAGCACUGUUUUGAGAUGGCCGAUUGGCUACUUGCCGAGCUUAAAAAGCUUGGUGCCACCGCUGAGCUCAAGCCUCUCGGCAAACAGACCCUGGAUGGUCAAGAGAUCGAACUGCCACCCGUUAUCCUCGGCGACCUUGGAAAGGACGCGAAGAAGAAGACCAUCCUCGUUUACGGCCACUUUGAUGUUCAGCCAGCACUCAAGUCUGACGGGUGGGACACCGAACCUUUUAGGCUCAUCACCGAUGAAAAGACUGGUCGCAUGUACGGCCGUGGCUCGACGGAUGACAAGGGACCCAUUCUUGGCUGGCUCAACGUUAUCGAGGCUCACCAGCAGUCUGGUAUCGAGAUGCCCGUCAACUUGAAGUUCUGCUUCGAAGGUAUGGAGGAGAGUGGAAGUGUUGGUCUUGACGAGCUGAUUGCUGCUGAGAAGGAUUCUUUCUUCCAGGGCGUCGACGCUGUUUGCAUCUCGGACAACUACUGGCUUGGAACUAAGAAGCCUUGUUUGACACACGGUCUUCGUGGUAUUGCCUACUUCAAGCUGGCCAUCUCGGGUCCUGCUCGCGACCUGCACUCUGGUGUCUUCGGCGGUACUGUGCACGAGCCCAUGACUGACUUGUUCACGAUCAUGUCGAAGCUCGUCACUGCCAAGGGUAAGAUCUUGAUCCCUGGUAUCAAGGAGCUUGUUGCACCCUUGACCGACGAAGAGCGCAAGCGAUACGACGUGAUGGACUUUUCCCUGGACGACAUUGAAGGUGCCACUGGUAGCAAAACAACCGUCAGCGACGACAAAGCUACUGUCCUCAUGGGACGUAUGCGAUACCCCUCUCUCUCUUUGCACGGUAUCGAAGGAGCCUUCUCCGAACCCGGCACCAAGACCGUUAUCCCCGCCAAAGUCGUCGGCAAGUUCUCCCUGCGUCUGGUCCCCGAUAUGACCCCCGACAAAGUCAACGAGCUGGUCACCAAAUACGUCAACGACGAGUUCGGCAAGAUCGGAAGCAAAAACAGCAUCAGCAUCACCAGCGAACACGGUGGCAAACCCUGGUUGGCUGACCCUAACCACUGGAACUACGAGGCAGCGAUCAAGGCUACUGAAACCAUCUACGGUGUUAAGCCUGACUUGACUCGUGAAGGUGGUUCGAUUCCGGUUACGCUCACUUUUGCAGACACGCUGCAGAAGAACGUGCUACUGCUGCCAAUGGGUAGGAGCGACGACGGUGCUCAUUCGAUCAACGAAAAGCUGGACAUCUCGAACUAUAUCGAGGGUACCAAGUUGCUCGGUGUCUAUCUGCACGAGAUUGCUGCUGUCAACUGA